Molecule: messenger RNA, 876 nt
Organism: Aureobasidium namibiae CBS 147.97
Lineage: Eukaryota; Fungi; Ascomycota; Dothideomycetes; Dothideales; Saccotheciaceae
Exons: 4
Source: RefSeq, a predicted model, not a curated record
GUGACAGAACUAUAUGGAGAUCCGCCCCCUGGCAUUGAUCUUGCGGCCAACCAGGAGAUCCUUGACGACUCGGUCGUAGCAGUGCUUGCCAUCCUCGCUACAUUUGCGGUCGCUUUCCGUAUCGUCGUCAAAAAGAGAAAGCGCGACCAAUUGCAAGGUGAUGAUUGGUUCAUCUUGAUUGCUCUGCUUGGAGAGUACGGCACAUCUGCCUGCACACUCACCAGUAAUUAUUUCGGAGCGGGAAGACGCAUCUGGGCUACCGACACACCAUCACUGCGCAAGAUGUCCAUUGCAUUGUUCAUCUAUCCGUGGAUCUACGUUGUCGCGACGGUCUGCCUCAAGCUCUCAUUCUUAUGGACGUACAUGCGCAUAUUCUCACCCGGUACGAUACGCAGCACGAUAAGAUGCAGAACGCUGUUCGAUCGGUGCCUAGUCGCCUGCGCGCUUGCGUCUUUCUUGUAUGCCUUUUCUGUCUGGUUACCAAUGACGGUCGCCUGUCGACCCUUGAGCUAUUUCUGGGAUCAGUACACCGGUGCAAGAGGCGGAAAAUGUAUGGACUACCUGUCGAUGUGGAUAAUCACCGGUAUCUGUAGCGCAGCCCUCGACUUGGUAAUCUUGCUCCUGCCGAUUCCGAGGGUCUGGUCGCUACAAAUGUCUUGGACAAGGAAGCUAGGUGUGAUGGGCAUCUUGGCUUUAGGCACAUUCGCUGUGAUUGCAGUAAUUAUCCGAUUGGUUUACAUGUCUCGAAUGAUACGCGAAACCGACAUCAUGUGGGCUCUGGGACCUGCUCAGAUCUGGACAUCGCUUGAGCCAUCGUCGGGUAUCGUGUCUGCAUGCUUAAUCACAACAUUCCAUCCCAUAUUGAGAAGCAUUCGA